Messenger RNA from Peniophora sp. CBMAI 1063, 2646 nucleotides. The record is from the annotation of a GenBank genome assembly. Lineage: Eukaryota; Fungi; Basidiomycota; Agaricomycetes; Russulales; Peniophoraceae.
AUGUCAAUCGACCCGCGCCUGCUGCAUGGUGGCCUCGACGCCGACGUCGACAUCGACUCUCCUGUUGCUGAAAAUGAUCUUAACCUACAUACGGAGUCUGCGCCUGAACCCGGUCCAUCAAAGCUGACUUUGAAGAUACCGAGUCUUAAGGCCCUCAGAGAAGCGAAGAAGUCAGGCUCCCGAUCAGGAAUUGGCUCGCCCAUAAAUUCGAGCAAAGCGCCGCGCCCGCAGAAGUUGAAGCCAUUGAAGGAAGUCUUGAUGGGAUUGAUCACCAAGAUCAAAAAGAAAGACGAUUAUGCAUUCUUCCUCGCCCCGGUAGACGUCGCAGCUGUACCUGGCUAUACAGACGUCGUCAAGCAGCCUAUGGACUUUGGUACCAUGACCACAAAGGUUGCUCGAGGGCGUUAUCGGUUACUUGAGGAUUUCGCUGCUGACUUUCGGCUAGUCCUCGCCAACGCGAAGGCCUUCAAUCCGCCGGGAUCUAUCUACUAUACUGAAGCUGAGCGCAUCGAGUCUUGGGGCACUGAGGCCAUCGACAAGGCUUCUGCACAGGUCAUACAGAGCGACGCAAAUUGGUCCAUAGACAUCGACGGUUCCGAUCACGCUAUGACAGACGAAGACGACGAAACCCUACAGAGUCCAGCCGUAGGAGCGAGGGAUCGGUUGCGUAGCGUGAGCGUGAGCGGCGAUGCUACAGCUAGUCAUGGUCUGAAGCGACGCGCGGCGGUCGCCGCUGCAGAGGCGUUGGCCACCGAGGAGAAGGAAAAAGAGGCAAGAGGGCGAGGGCAUCACGAUAAGGAGAAGAAGGGCGCAAAUGGCGCUCUGAGCGAGAGUUUGGAGGAGGGCGGACACCUGCCUGGUUUCGAGUAUGGUGUUGGUCACUUUCCGGCGGGUUCGGACUGGGCAGAAACCAUGCUAGCACUCAAGAUCAAAGGGAAACGGUAUAGAACGAAGAAAGAACGUUUGGCUCGCGAGCGCGACGGUCCACCCAUUGCCCCGGAUGGCAGUAUUGACUACGCUGAGCUCGAGGAUCCGUUUACAUACCUAUCUGCACUCCUACCCGCGCCCUUCACGGCCCCUGUCCUCAGCCCUCUUUACCCGCCGUCAACCGAUGAAGGUGUACAUACUCUCCCACCACCAGUAACUGCACCACCACUAUCGGCCGCCGAAAUCCCUACGCCCACAGCAUCGACGACGAAAAGUCGACACAAACACUGGACGCUUACGCGCACUGGUCCUUCGCGGAAACGCGAUAUAGCCGACGAGACUGUUGCGGUACCACAACCAGAGCCUCAGGACCAGCCAAGACCUCUGCAAGCGACCGACUUCGGGGCCUACGCACAUGGACCUCUAGCGCGCGAGUUGUUGCGCGUGCGCCCAAUGAGUGAGGGUCAGCUUCUUGAUCAUCUUGGCGUGACUUUACGACCGUCUGGGAUCAAACCCGAGAAAGAGUUGGAUAAGGGAGACGUCCAGACAGGGGGUGGCGAAGAAGCGGGAGAGCAGGCCUACUUCACGCGCGAUCGCGCUCGCGCUGCUGAAGCCUACCUUGACGAGGUUCUCUACGGCGGCCCGACAGGGCUUGCGUAUCUUCAAAGCAUCGCGCGCUUUGUGACCCCGCCCACUCCUGCGUCCAGCGCCGUCGCGGCUUCCACCGCACAGUCAACCAAGGAUGUGCAGCUGGACGACAAAACAACAGUGAAGAAGGAUGCGGAUAGGAUGGACAUCGAUUCUUCGUCGGAGCCUUCAUCGUCGAUACUCCCCCUCGGCACGACCUUGGCAGCAUAUACAGAGGCACAGUCUGCAGAUCGAAUCACAGGCGGCGCUCAUCGCCUACUCAUGCUUCUCGCACACCAUCUAGCAUCUGGCCCACACCCACGACCGAUCUGUCCUGCGCCUGAACCAAGACUAGAGAGGCCCAUCUUUCCAUUCAGCCAGCAAACAACGCCUACGCUCUUAGGAAAGUUUGCUCAUGCGAGUGCGAACGUACUACCGACGCUUUGGUCCGCCUUUCGCGAGCUCGAUAAUAGCGCGCCCCUUGAUCUGGCCGGUCUGAUCAAAGACGCAAAAGAGCUUUUCCUUGCCGAGGAGGUGUGGGCGGGUCGUACUGCUGGCACGAACGGAGAUACGGCGAUAGCUGGAGGAGACGCCGAAGCGCUCUUCCGCGCGAUGAAGCAUGUCGGCGCGUUGUUGGGCAAAGUGGCAGAGCGCCAGGCAGCUGGUGAUUUACCCGCAGCGAAGUCAGCUCCUGUUGCAGGCGUCAAGGUGGCUACGGAAGACACGAAGGCUGAAGUUGAAGUGGUCAAGAAGGAGGAUGGCGAUGGAGACGUCGUCAUGCGUGGAGAAGAGGAAGAAGAGGGCUCCGACGCCGAACGCGGACGGGCGUUGUCUGCCACUGCCACUGCCUCCGGCCAAGCGUCUUCCUCCGUGUCGGUCUCAGCUAAGGCGCCAGACUCGAGUGCUGCGAAUGUGGAUACGACAUCACAGCCUGUAACGGACGACGAAGACGCCCUACUUCGCGAGGCCCGGCUGAACUUGAUUGCGCUUGCAAAGCGUGCCCCGUUGGAUCGAAUAGGGCCUAUGCCACCACAUCUCGUCGCGCUAGUCCCCGCACACCUGCGUUCGGGUAUACCGACGAAGCGACCCUAG